GAGUAAUGUUAAAUGUGUCCAAAAGAGAUCCCAUCAAACAACCUUUUCCAUCAUUGAAACAUUAUUUUUCUUGUGAAAUUGAUCUUUCUUUUGUCCCUAAAUGGAACAAAAACAAAGCAAGAUUUGCCAACAACAGUAUUAGGAUUCAAAAAAAUAGAGGUCCAAUAUUAGUGUAGAACUAGCUAGAGUAAUUAACUAAACCCCAAUUUCAGUUUUUCAACUCUCAAAACCUCCAUUGAUCACCUUCUAAUCCUCAUCAAAAUCUUACCACAUAGAAAGGUGUGCCUUUUUAUGUUGUGUGUGUAUAUAUAAAUUUAUUGCUUCAAGAAUGAUUAUAUAUCAAGGUGUAGUAGUAGUUGCAAUGGCCAGAAAUCCUUCUUUAAUCAGAGCACAACCGCCUAUGCCAUCAGAUCUCACCUCAUCCGACUGCAGUGUACUCCGCGGCGGCGCUUCCUUUCGCCGCCGUGAACUCAUAUUCGUCGUUAAUCCCAGAGGAGCUAAUGGAACGACGGGUCAGCAAUGGAAGAAGUUACUUCCUUACCUCAGGUCUCGCCUGGGUAAUGACUGUAAUAUAUGCGAAUCUUUAACUUCAGGUCCUUCUCAUGCCAUUGACAUAACAAGAGAGGCUAUACGUGAAGGAGCUGAUGCUGUAAUAGCAGUCGGUGGUGAUGGAACUCUUCAUGAGGUUGUUAAUGGCUUCUUCUGCGGUGGAAAACCUGUUUGUAAUCAUGAUAUGAACUCCAGCCAUUCUACUGCUCUUGGCAUAAUCCCCUUAGGUACUGGAUCUGACUUUGCCAGGACGCUUGGCUGGAAAAAUGAUCCGCAUGAUGCCAUAGAACGCAUUGCUAAAGGGCUGAAAUCAAAAAUUGAUGUUGGAUGCAUAGCUGGAGAAAUUGGAGAGUCACAUUAUUUCAUCAAUGUUGCUGAUAUUCAUCUAAGUGCAAAAGCAGGUUAUUAUGCAUCAAGGUACAAGAAAUUUGGAAACUUGUGUUAUGUAAUCGGUGCUUUGCAAGCUUUCUUUCGGCACCAUAACCAAGAUCUUAGGAUCAAGGUUGAUGAGGGUGAGUGGGAAGUAUGUUCCCAAGUAACUGCUCUUUGCAUUGGGAAUGCAAAAUAUUUUGGUGGCGGAAUGAAGAUUACACCAAAUGCCAACCCCUCAAGCGGGGAUUAUGAGAUGGUCAUUCUGCAGGAUUUCAAGUGGUAUGAUUUCAUUCUCAAACUACAUAAGCUGUACAACGGGACACACUUAUCAGUGAAAAAUGUAUCUUCAAGAAGGGCGCGCUCAAUUGAAAUUGAAGAAAUUGGCAGCAGUGGCUCCAUAUUUGUUCAGUCUGAUGGAGAAUUCUUAGGAUUCCUUCCUAGAAAGUUUUCUAUACUACCUGGUUUUAUUGAAUUACUUUGCUAAUCUUAGUGUUUUUUUUUUCUUUUUAGAAAAUGAACUUGUUAUAAAGGCAUGACUUUGGAAAUACUUGAUUAGUUUGUUCCUGGACUUAAUUUUGGAGGCAAGGUAGUAUAUUUCAUUGUCAGCAUUACACAAGUUGAAAUUAUAACAAUUUCUGGCAAAGUUAAUUGCUGAACGUCCA
Messenger RNA from Solanum verrucosum, 1583 nucleotides. RefSeq names its product sphingoid long-chain bases kinase 2, mitochondrial. Gene Ontology annotation, cellular component: TIM22 mitochondrial import inner membrane insertion complex. Bases 329 to 1405 code for a protein of 358 amino acids. NCBI's taxonomy places the organism in Eukaryota, Viridiplantae, Streptophyta, Magnoliopsida, Solanales, Solanaceae. The transcript has 12 exons. Gene Ontology annotation, biological process: phospholipid biosynthetic process; phosphorylation; protein insertion into mitochondrial inner membrane. The record is from RefSeq and is a predicted model, not a curated record. Gene Ontology annotation, molecular function: kinase activity; ATP binding.